Molecule: messenger RNA, 2208 nt
Organism: Anopheles aquasalis
Lineage: Eukaryota; Metazoa; Arthropoda; Insecta; Diptera; Culicidae
Source: RefSeq, a predicted model, not a curated record
AGCGUGGAAAAUACGUGCCCGUCCCGUGACAUAUUUUUCCAUUGGAGAAGACUCAACAAACAAUAAAAAGUAAUCCGUCAUCGCAUGCCAAAAUUCACCCCUUACAUUAAAGUAAAAGCGAGGAAACUAAUCCCCGAGACAAAGAUGAAGAAAGCAUCGAUUGUUCUAUUAAUCAUCUUAUGCAACCAAAUCGAAAGCUCCUUCUUGGACAAUCAAGAUUUAACGAACAACCCUGGAAUGUUUGCGAUUCAAAUAGGAACAGCCCGAAUUAUUGAAGACUAUCAUCUUGUUAUACACAGAUUUGAUAUUGGCAAGUACGAAUCAAUAGUACAGCAAUAUAAAAAUAUCAUAUAUGAGUUAGAUGAAAAAUUUAAAACUAUCAAAGCCAAUUCAAACAAACAACAAACAUUAGCAGAUUCCAAGCAAAUAUCAGGCAUCACAAAUAUUCUGAAACAAAAAUAUGAGCAAACCUAUUCCAUGGUCAGAAAUUUCAAACCAAUAGCUUCAAAACCUAAAAGAGCUAUUGACAUCUUAGGAACUGUUAUUAAAACAAUAACAGGAAACUUAGAUCAUAACGAUUAUGUAGACCUAUCGAACAAAAUUGAUGUAUUGCGUCUAUCCACUAAUAAACUAAUAACGGAGAAUAAUGCGCAAAUCACAAUCAACAGCGAAUUCGAGCAACGUCUGAACAACAUAACGGAUGCAGCAAGAACACAAGCACAGGAAAUCCAUGAUUUCAUCCGUUUAUCCAACUUCAAAUCUAAUGAUCUAGGUGAAAUUCAACAGAAAAUUCAUUUGCACAAUGUCAUUUUCAGCCUUGAUAACAUUAGAGAACAACUUAACGUUAUCUUCGAGUCUGUGCAACUAGCAAAACUUGGGAUACUAUCAAAGGCAUUGCUUUUUCCAACAGAAAUGAACUUUAUAAUGAACAUACUUUUGGAAGAAGGACUUAAGAUAAAAAGUUACGAUCAAGCUUACGAGUAUUUGGAACCAAUAGCAAUCCACCACAAUCAUCAGAUACACUUGCUGAUAAAAAUUCCAAAACUUCGAUCCGGCAGUUACUCUAUGUUGAGAAUUGAACCGAUUCCGAUCAAUCAAUCAGUGAUACAUGUACAAUCUAAAUACGCUGUUAUAAACAAACACGAAUCUUAUUUAAUAGACAAGUUCAACCUUAUUGAAGGCGAAUACAUUCUAAAACAGAUCAACCUACAAAAUGUUACCAACAACCAAUGCGAGCAUCAACUGUUCCGUGCCAACCAUAGUAAAUGUGUAUUCACACAACACGAUAACUAUAUGGAAGUUACAAUUAUCGAAAACUAUGGAGUACUUAUUAAAAAUGCUCAAUUAACAACUUUCGAAAACACCUGUGGAUACGGCAAAAGAAAUCUCACCGGUACAUUCUUCGUAUAUUUCAAAAACUGCACAAUUUCCGUUGAUAAAACCCAGUAUGGAAACAAACAAAUGGAAUUCGAAGAGCAACCGAAAGUCAUACCACUUAAUUCCAUUGUCAUAGAAACAAACGGAAUGCACUUCGACGCCUUUCAAAAUAUGACAAAACUUCAUAUUGACAACAGAGAAAAAAUCACCAAAUUAGAAUAAACCAAUACUACCUUGAUCGUACAACACGCAACAAGUCUGUUCAUAAUAAUCAUUCUAAUUUUACUCACCGCAUGGUGCUCUUUAUUAAAAAUCCACAAUCUAAGAAAAAGAGUUACCAUCACAGUAAAACCUCAGUUGACCCGAGACGGCUCAAUCUAAGGGGGGGGAAGUUAUGUGACGAAUAUUCUUCAUCACACCUGUGACAAACAUUCACAUAACACUACCACCCAUUUCACUCAAGUUAACCAUUAGCGCGACCACCAAGAUCGUCGUAACAAUCAGAACGAUCUUGCAACAACUGCCGCUUAAUGUAAACAACGAGAGAAGCCACGAGCGACGAUAACAUAAACAUCCGCAACGAUCGUCGCCCGGGAUUAUGAUCCAGCCAAGGAUGACUCACGGGAAAGUACAUGAACGAUGAUGACUCAUAGGAAAGUAUAUGUACCCCAGCACCAACGCCCAGAACGUCAUCACCUAUCCGGAUCAACCAGAUCAGUCUUCAUCCGACUUUCAUCGCAUCCAGUUCAGCUUCAGCUCGUGCUCUCCGUUCCGUUCAAAUUUACUAACUACUAACUAAGUGUUUGAAUAAAAUUGUUUUUUUAAAAACUA